Messenger RNA from Capra hircus (goat), 1026 nucleotides. Its product is annotated as olfactory receptor 2H2-like. Lineage: Eukaryota; Metazoa; Chordata; Mammalia; Artiodactyla; Bovidae. The transcript is spliced from 2 exons. The record is from RefSeq and is a predicted model, not a curated record. The coding region runs from base 1 to 1026 and encodes 341 amino acids. Gene Ontology annotation, molecular function: olfactory receptor activity; G protein-coupled receptor activity. Gene Ontology annotation, cellular component: membrane. Gene Ontology annotation, biological process: G protein-coupled receptor signaling pathway.
AUGACUAUUCCUGUUACCAAGACAACAAAGGAUUUUCCCCCGCUGGGCGACCAUGUAUUAGCCACUGGUCCCAGGUGGGCACUAGAUGGACAUGUCAAUGGCACCAUCCCAGAUGACUUCAUCCUUUUGGGUUUUUCAGAUAACCCCAGCCUUGAAAUGACCCUUUUUGUGACUGUGUCUGUCUCUUACAUGAUCACCCUAGCGGGCAACACCACAAUCAUACUUCUGUUCCACCUAGACCCUUACCUCCACACCCCCAUGUACUUCUUCCUCACCAACCUCUCCAUCCUGGACCUCUGUUUCACCACCAGCUGCAUUCCCCAGAUGCUAGUCCAUCUCGGGGGCGCAGACAAGACCAUCAGCUACCUGGGAUGUGCAGUCCAGCUCUAUAUCUUCUUGGGACUGGGAGCUGCUGAGUGUGUGCUGCUGCUGGUCAUGGCCUUCGACAGAUAUGUGGCAGUAUGCCGACCCCUACACUACACAGUCAUCAUGCAGCCUCACGUGUGUCACAAGCUAGCAUUUUUGGUCUGGUCAAGUGGCAUAUUUGGCACCUUGGUGCAGUCACCCACCACCAUGAAGCUCCCCUUCUGCCAUCAUCACCGGGUGGACGACUUUGUCUGUGAAGUCCCUGCACUGAUCCGUCUGGCCUGUGGAGAUACACACUCCAAUGAGCUCCAGAUUUCUGUUAUUGGCUCUGUUUUCCUGAUGGUGCCACUCCUGCUCAUCCUUAUCUCCUAUGGUCACAUUGCCCGGACAGUGCUGGCCAUACAGUCCCUUGAAGGGAGGAGGAAGGCCUUCCAAACCUGUUCCUCUCACCUGGUGGUUGUUUUCCUCUUCUACUGCACAGUCACUGCUGUCUACAUCCAGCCCCGAAGCCAUUUUUCCCAGAAGGGAGGAAAGUUUCUAACUCUUUUCUACACUGUGGUGACCCCCACUCUCAAUCCUCUCAUCUAUACCUUGAGGAACAAGGACAUGAAGGGGGCUCUCAAAAGGCUAUUUGGGAAAGACAGAACCUCCAAUGUGUAG